AAGACACAUAUCGGCAUACAUAUUUAUACUACACACAUGAAUACAUACAGAUAAAACACACACACACACAAACACACACACUCUGUUGUGGUCAUUGUUAAACUUUCUCUCUCUAUAUAUAUAUUCCCUCUCUCUACAUUUGCGAGUCACAGAUUCUUUCUGAUGUUUGUCAGAUAGAAUCAUGACAUCAUCGCUCAGACUCCUCCCACCUGGGAAGGACAAAGAAAAGAAGAACCUCCCCCUUGCUGUUGUCGUCAUGCCGUUCAUCGCAUGUCUGUCCGAACACAAAAGAACAAAGUGCAGAAGAAGAGCUGAGAGCUGCUGAUGGCUGACUGACAGGAAGAAGAUUUAAACCUCACUAACUGAUUUGUCCAGUAGAGUAACUCGACCGCAAGGUCACAUGGUCCACACGCUUCCACCAGCAGGCUCCGCCCUGCAGCAGAACGUACAACUGGUUCUGAUGGUCCAGGAGGUCCUGAUAGUUCUGAUGGUCCUGAUGGAUCAGAUGGUUCUGAUGGAUCAGAUGGUGCAGAUUGUCCAGAUGGUUCUGAUGGUCCAGAUGGUCCAGACGGUUCUGAUGGAUCAGAUGGCCCUAAUGGCUCUGAUGGUUCUGAUGGUUCAGAUGAUUCUGAUGGUCCAGAUGGUCCAGACAGUUCUGAUGGAUCAGAUGGUCCUUAUGGCUCUGAUGGUUCUGAUGGUUCAGAUGAUUCUGAUGGUCCAGAUGGUCCAGACGGUUCUGAUGGAUCAGAUGGUCCUGAUGGCUCUGAUGGUUCUGAUGGUCCAGAUGUCCCUGAUGGAUUUGAUGGUCCAGACGGUUCUGAUGGUCCUGAUGGCUCUGAUGGUUCUGAUGGUCCAGAUGUCCCUGAUGGAUCUGAUGGUCGAGACGGUUCUGAUGGAUCAGAUGGUUCUGAUGGUCCAGACGGUUCUGAUUGAUCAGAUGGUCCUGUUGGCACUGAUGGUUCUGAUGGUCCAGAUGUCCCUGCUGGAUCUGAUGGUCCAGACGGUUCUGAUGGUCCUGAUGGAUCAGAUGGUUCUGAUGGUCCUGAUGGUUCUGAUGGUUCUGAUGGUCCAGAUGUCCCUGAUGGAUCUGAUGGUCCAGAUGUCCCUGAUGGAUCUGAUGGUCCAGAUGGUUCUGAUGGUCCUGAUGGUUCUGAUGGUCCAGAUGUCCCUGAUGAAUCUGAUGGUCCAGACGGUUCUGAUGGUCCUGAUGGAUCAGGUGGUUCUGAUGGUCCUGAUGGUUCUGAUGGCCCAGAUGUCCCUGAUGGAUCUGAUGGUCCAGACGGUUCUGAUGGUCCUGAUGGAUCUGAUGGUCCUAAUGGUUCUGAUGGUCCAGAUGUCCCUGAUGGAUCUGAUGCUCCAGAUGGUCCAGACAGUUCUGAUGGUCCUGAUGGAUCUGAUGGUCCAGAUGAAUCUGAUGGUCCAGACGGAUCAGAUGAUUCUGAUGGUCCAGACGGUUCUGAUGGUCCAGACGGUUCUGAUGGUCCUGAUGGAUCAGGUGGUUCUGAUGGUCCUGAUGGUUCUGAUGGCCCAGAUGUCCCUGAUGGAUCUGAUGGUCCAGACGGUUCUGAUGGUCCUGAUGGAUCUGAUGGUCCUAAUGGUUCUGAUGGUCCAGAUGUCCCUGAUGGAUCUGAUGCUCCAGAUGGUCCAGACAGUUCUGAUGGUCCUGAUGGAUCUGAUGGUCCAGAUGAAUCUGAUGGUCCAGACGGAUCAGAUGAUUCUGAUGGUCCAGACGGUUCUGAUGGUCCAGAUGGAUCAGAUGGUUCUGAUGGUCCAGAGGGUUCUGAUGAUCCAGAGGGUCCAGAUGGUUCUGAUGGUCCAGAUGGUUCUGUUGGUCCAGAGGGUCCAGAUGGUCCUGAUGGUCCAGAUGGUUCAGAUGAGAGAGACUUGUACUUCACGAUGAUGUGGAUUUAAUCUGUGACUGACGCCUGUCUCAGGCUCCGCCCACACUGACACCUGGCAACACACACGACACGUUACCACUCAGGUUUAAACAGGAAGUAGAUUGUCUCUGGUGAAAAGUCAGAGCAGCAACUGUUACUGACAGGAAGUGUUUGUGACGUUGAGUCGUGACUGAUGAGAACCAAUCAGAAGACAACAUGGUGAUGUCAUCGUCUACAAACUAAAACACUGACAUGGGACCAGCAGCGCCUUUAUCCACAAGAAAAAACUCUGCCAGGCGUAACCAUAGCAACAAGUGAUGAGAUAUAAAAUAAAAAACGUGUCAGUUUGGGCAGAGCCUAGCUGAAGACGACUGUACAUAUUUAACUUUACGACUUUAGAUGUAAAAUAUGUGUUUGUAACAUCGAUGCUUUGAUAUUUGAUUUACAGUCUCCUCCUCUCGGGCUGGAUUCAGAAAGUUCUUCUUCACCUCAGUGGAAAAGGUCAUGAGGUCAAAGGUGUGAAGGAGGAUUCACAGGACUGUCGCCAUGUGACAGCGAUAUUUAAUGUGACACGUCAUGAAAAAACUAUAAACAAACUAUAAACUGUAAAUUAUUCAAUCAGAAGUAGAAGAAGAAGAAGAGUAUGAAUAUGAACCAUUUAGAUGUGAUGUCACGGUUGUCAUGGUGAUAAAUAUGAGUGACAGGUUAUGUCGUCUACAAGAUGUUUUUGUCGUUCGUCUGCAGAAAUGUGUAGUUUCACCGCGACCGUCACACGAUGACGUGGUUUCGUGUCGGUGGAGUCCUGUGAAUCCUCCUUUAACCUUUGGCAUUGUGACCUUUUCCACUGACGUCGAGGACAAGACGACAGGAAGGACGAUCUGACUCCAGCCUCCUCCUGCAGUGAUUGGAUCAGACAGCUGGUGGCACUGCAACAGCUGUUUGUGAAGAUGAAACUAAUGUUUAGAUUAACGUUGUUCCAGCUGCAGAUGUGUACAGAUGUUUGCCGGUUUCCUUCCUGUCUGACGUCCUCAGAGCUUUAGUGUUUGAGCGCCCCCCGCUGUUCACCUGGAUGCUAACCUCUGUGUUGGGUUUGUUAACACUCAUUGGACGUGCAAAUAAAAAAGAACAAAGUCAGCCAUGA
Scophthalmus maximus (turbot) is the source of this 3021-nucleotide messenger RNA. RefSeq lists its product as uncharacterized. The record is from RefSeq and is a predicted model, not a curated record. The transcript is spliced from 2 exons. NCBI's taxonomy places the organism in Eukaryota, Metazoa, Chordata, Actinopteri, Pleuronectiformes, Scophthalmidae. Bases 401 to 1900 code for a protein of 499 amino acids.